This is a messenger RNA of Impatiens glandulifera, 1308 nucleotides long. Its product is annotated as pentatricopeptide repeat-containing protein At5g09450, mitochondrial. Bases 80 to 1306 code for a protein of 408 amino acids. The record is from RefSeq and is a predicted model, not a curated record. Gene Ontology annotation, cellular component: mitochondrion. NCBI's taxonomy places the organism in Eukaryota, Viridiplantae, Streptophyta, Magnoliopsida, Ericales, Balsaminaceae. The transcript has 3 exons. Gene Ontology annotation, molecular function: protein binding.
UUUGUUCUUGUUCUUGUUCUUGUUUUUCUUUGUUAAGAAAACCAAUCUCAUUUCAACCUUCACAGUCAACUCGGCUGCAAUGGCUGCCAGUGCUCGCUCCAUCUUCAUCUCACUUACUAGGAAUAGUCGAAACCGAACAACAGGAGUAUCUAGAUCGUUGUCUUCGUCGAGUGCUUCUAGGGAAAACGAAAUCGAUUCUGUUGACUCACCAGAUUCGUUGGUAGUCGCUGAAAAUAUCGAGAAUGAUGAUCUCAAGAGUCAGAUUAUUAGGCUCAGGCUCCCUAAGCGUAGCGCCACCACCGUCCUUGAAAAAUGGGUUUCUCAAGGCAAGCAGUUAACUGGCUCCGAUCUUCGUGACAUAUCCAGAGAGCUUCGGAAAUUCCAGCGCUACAAACAUGCUCUCGAGAUAUCAGAGUGGAUGAUCGCUCACAAAGAAUUCGAAGUAUCAGACUCCGACUUUGCAACUCGCAUAGAUUUAAUGACAAAGGUUUUUGGUAUCGAUUGUGCCGAGCGCUACUUCGAAAGUCUACCUCCCAAUUCAAAAACAAGCGAGACCUACACAGCCCUCCUCCACGUUUACGCAAGUUCAAAACUCGUCGUACAGGCCGAGGAUCUAUUCGACAGAGCUCUGGAAUCAAACGUGCCCUUAAACGCCAUCACAUUCAAUGAGAUGAUGACUUUAUACAUGUCGGUUGGACAGGCGGAGAAGGUUCCAUCAAUUGUGGAAGAAUUGAAGCUUCGAAAGGUUGAACCAGAUCUAUUCACUUAUAAUCUUUGGAUAAGUUCUUGUGCUUCUACCAUGAAUAUUAAAGAGGUGAGAACGAUACUCAAUGAAAUGGUUCAUUUCUACGGGUCGAAAGAAGAUUGGGUUAGGUACAUUGAUUUAGUCAAUGUUUACCUUAAUAUAGGAAACUUUGACAGUAUUGGAUCGUCGUCAAAUUCUAUGGUGGGAAGUGAAAAGGGAAUUACACAAAGAGAAUGGAUAACUUAUGAUUUUCUUGUGAUUCUGUUUGGGGGAUUCGGAAACAAGGAUAAGCUCGAUCAGAUUUGGAAAUCGUUGAAGAUGACUAAACAGAAAAUGAUUGGAAGGAACUACACUUGUAUCAUUUCGUCUUAUUUGAUUCUCGGGUAUUUGAAAGAGGUUUCGGAGAUAAUUGAUGAAUGGAAACAAUCGGGCGAAACACAGUUCGAUAUUCAUGCGUGUAAAAGACUUUUGAAAGCUUUUGCGGAUGUGGAGAUGGUCGAAACUGCGAAAAAUUUUCACCAGGUUUUAACUGAUCAGGGAUGUUAUACAAAUGAAUUAUAGAU